UCGACUUAUCAUUCCUCAGCAGAUCAAUAAUACGAGUUUGAUCUCCAGCGAUGGCUUUCGACGUCGUGAGCCCGGAGGCCAUGUCCACAGAGCAGAUGGUGGAUCUCAAUAAUUCUCCUCCAUUGAAACCGGCGGACAAUCCGUCCUCCGACCCGCUCUCAUCCAUUUCCUCCCUCGCCGACUUCAUCGAUGCCCAUACCGACGAUACGGCUAGUAUGAUCAAUGAGCUCAUGAAUCCAUUCACAUCUCUUGAAGAGUUGGAAAAAGCUCUUGGAUCUCUGUCGACUCGUCUAUCCCUUCUCAGCUCAGACACGUCUUCGGCGCUCGAGCAAUCUAUUCACGACAUCUCACGAACAGUCCCGAGAUUAACAUACGAUCUUCAAUUCAUGAGGGAGUCGGCUACGACCCUGCAAACAUCUCUCUCAAUCGUACAAUCACAAGUAGCUCGUCAAAGACUAAGUGACGACGAGGGCGAUGAGACACACAAAUCCCUGGAAAAGCUCGCCCAUCUCGACAAGCUGAAAACACGGAUGGAAUCUGCUCGAGGCAUCUUGCGCGAAGCUGAAAGCUGGUCGACACUGGAAGGUGAAAUAACCGAAUUCUUCGGUAGCGAGUCCUGGAAUAAAGCUGGAACGAGAUUGGCAGAGGCUUCAAAGAGCAUGGUGGUGUUCCAGAGUACGCCUGGAGAAUAUGAGAGCCGUCGCACGUUGCUUGUGUCAUUACAAAACGAGCUGGAAGGAAAGCUGGCGACUGCGCUGAAUGGCUCGAUCGAAAGGGGGGAUGUGGAGGCAAGCGCAAAGUUGAGGGAGGUGUUCGAACUUAUCGAGCGGGGAGUCGAGUACCAGAACUACUACUUUGUCGCCAAACGGAAAAAAGUCGUUGAUGAAUGGACAGAAGCGACUUCAACCACGACGACAUUUUCUUCAUUCCUGUCCAAAUGGUACGCGAGUCUGUUGGCGACCAUUCAUACGGAGAAGACCCAGAUCCCACUCAUCUUUUCAACUCCGCCUGAUAAAGUCUUGACGGCCUUCCUUCUGUCCUCAUUGAAUCACCUCUCGCCGAGUUUCGAGUCCCGUUUAUCAAGUCUGGCUGAUCAAAAUGGACUGGAUACCCUACCGGAAUUGAUACGAUGCUAUAAGGCUACUGAAGACUUCGUCACGUCGGCGCGUGGCAUCUUGCAGCCUGCCUCAUCUGCUUCUCUCGGUCCCAGAACCCACACCACUGUGUUGCAGGAGACGCCGAGGCGGCCUUCUCCGACUCUGUCAAGGAAGAUAUCAUCGCGAUCAGCCACAGUCUCAUCUGAAGACCCGUUAGUUGUUCCGACAGAAUGGGAGGCUGCAUUAUACGAUCCCUAUCUGGACUUCCAGACCGCUUAUGGUACCUUGGAGAAACGUCAUCUAUCUCUCCUGUCACCGAAGGCUGCUUCGACAUCUGCCAGAGCUUUGACAGAUCAGACGAACACAAUGUUCAGCAUACUCGGCGAAGCGACGAGUCGGUGCGUGGCAUUCACUCAUGGGUACGGAGCUGUUGGUCUGGUCAAAGCCAUGGGCGAGGUUUUGGAGAGAUUCAUGGACGAUAUUCAGCUCGACCCUUCAGGUACCGGUCAAACAACCGAUGAGCUCGACUUUGAGGGUCUGGAUUACUCCACCAAAGACUGGGAAGGCUUUCAGCAUGGUUUGCAUAUCCUUGCGGUAUGUCGUGAUUUGCGAGCCAAGCUGGACACGCAGGAAGGCAAGAUCCACGACAUGUUGCUCCUUUGCGAUUCGCAACCCGAUUCGGCAGCUCGAGCGUUGCUCAGACAAUCGACGUUAAACUCAAUCGAAUACGCAAGUCUGACGGCUGAUCUACCGUUGGAUCCGCCUGCCGUUCAACUCAAGACUGCUCGUCAGGCCCUGAGGUCAUUCACUCGUCGAACUCAAUCCUUCAUCCAAUCCAUCAUCCUCGCCCCGCUUAAAAGCCUUCUGGCCACUUAUCCGACUCUACCGGAGUGGUCAGCGCCAGACAAGGUCCCUCAAAGGGGGGAUCUACCGGUCCCAACCUUCUCCUUAGGUCCUACAGAGACCAUAGCCCGGGUCAGCGAGGGUUUACUGAAUCUCUUGCGGGUAUUCGAAGUGUACGCUGCGGACGAUGCACUAGGGUUCAGUAUCGAAACCUUGCCCUUUGUCGACUCCGAAUCUACCGGCGAUCUAAACGCCGAAGUGGUCUUAUCAACUUGGGUCUCAUCCCUCUCAAUCUCCCUAUUGGCACAUUUGACGGGGACCAUCUUGCCCGGCAUCAGGAAUCUAUCCACGUCGGGAUCUGCUCAGCUGGCGAGUGAUCUAGGAUACUUGAGCAAUGCCGUGAGAGCCUUGGACGUGGAAUGGGAGGAUCUGGAGAAAUGGAGGGAGAAGAUUGAGCCGAAGGAGAAGGAGGCGUCGUCACUAUCAUGAUGACCCUCUGCCCAAAGCACUCUACACACACCGCUAGAUGGUCACUGGCGUUGUAUUCAUAUGACGCAUCUCAUCAUGAUAUAUACAAUGAGAGCCAAAAAUUAGGCGAUUCAUCGGUUACUGGAUUGUUACCCGAAAGUUGCAGUAUCACCACUUUUUUUUGGGCAAGGACCGGGAAAAUGAAUGGGGGCGAGAAAGGGA
Kockovaella imperatae is the source of this 2630-nucleotide messenger RNA. RefSeq names its product oligomeric Golgi complex subunit 7. The coding region runs from base 51 to 2429 and encodes 792 amino acids. The transcript has a single exon. Gene Ontology annotation, cellular component: COG complex. Gene Ontology annotation, biological process: retrograde vesicle-mediated transport, Golgi to endoplasmic reticulum; Golgi organization; intracellular protein transport. NCBI's taxonomy places the organism in Eukaryota, Fungi, Basidiomycota, Tremellomycetes, Tremellales, Cuniculitremaceae. The record is from RefSeq and is a predicted model, not a curated record.